AUGUCCAACAAACCAAACGCCCAAGUCGAACCCGACGACCUCACCAAUCCCAAACUAAACGUCUCCUGCCUCGACUUCCUCCUCAUCGAACUCGUCCCGCUCGCGCAGAGAAUCACAGACCAACUGCACGCCCGCGAACGAGCGCUCAUAGAAGACUUCAAGAAGAGCAAGAUCUUCAACAGCAAGGACGAAGACAUCAACGCUGCGAAGUUGACCAGUAGUAGUAGUGGUAGGAACCACCGAGAAAGCGGCGCGCCUACAGUCACUGUGACGGACACAACGGAUGGGAACUCUUCGAUAGCAUCGACGGGAGGUGCAGAUGCGGUAGGAAGAAGCAGUAGCAACACAGGAGGCGGUCCGCCCUCCAGCAUCUCCGACACAACCCGCGAAGCAAUCUUCUGGCGUCUAGACGGCCUAGGCUACCGCGUGGGACAAGGAUUGGCAGAGCGGUAGGUACGGAUCCUCACCAUCUCUCUCUAUUCAAACACACACACACACACACACACCAUACUCAUCCAAUGCGCUGCAGUUUCUCCUCCGGUAAACCCCGCCCGACAACCCCCCUCGAGGCGAUAAAAUUCAUCUGUAAAGACCUCUGGAUCCUGCUCUUCCGGAAACAAAUCGAUAACCUCAAAACCAAUCAUCGCGGUGUUUUCGUCCUCACGGAUGCAAAAUUCCAACCUCUGUCGAGGAUGAGUGUCGAUCGGAGGGCGGGGCCAAAGGCUUCCGAAGAGGCUUUACGGCAGGCUCAGAGCGUACGUUGCGAUUGUCCUCUGUAAUAUGACUUGUACUCUCGCUAAAUGUCGUCUCUAGUACCUCUACUUCCCCUGCGGCGUUAUCAGAGGCGCUCUGCAAGGUCUGGGAGUAGAUGUGACCAUCACGGCGGAAACGUCGGAAAUUCCCACUGCCACAUUUCAGAUCAAGACAAAAGGCGCCAAGGCAUGA
Messenger RNA from Lecanosticta acicola, 945 nucleotides. NCBI's taxonomy places the organism in Eukaryota, Fungi, Ascomycota, Dothideomycetes, Mycosphaerellales, Mycosphaerellaceae. The record is from the annotation of a GenBank genome assembly.